AUGGCCACCGAAGGUACCAAGAUCAAGGUCAAGAACCCAGUCGUUGAACUGGAUGGUGAUGAGAUGACCCGUAUCAUCUGGCAGGAGAUUAGAGAAAAAUUGAUCCUUCCUUACCUUGACAUUGACCUCAAGUACUACGACUUGGGUAUUGAAUACCGUGACCAGACCGAUGACAAGGUCACCGUCGAGGCUGCUGAGGCCAUUAAGAAGUAUGGUGUCGGUGUCAAGUGCGCCACCAUCACCCCCGACGAGGCCCGUGUUGAGGAGUUCAAGCUGAAGAAGAUGUGGCUGUCUCCGAACGGUACCAUCAGAAACAUUCUCGGUGGAACAGUCUUCCGUGAACCAAUCGUCAUUCCCCGUAUUCCUCGUCUCGUCCCCGGCUGGAACAAGCCCAUCAUCAUUGGUCGUCACGCCUUCGGUGACCAGUACCGUGCUACCGACAUUGUCGUCCCUGGGCCUGGCAAGCUCGAGCUCGUCUACACCCCUGAGAAUGGUGAGCCCCAGGCCAUCAAGGUCUACGACUUCACCGGCGGCGGUGUUGCCCAGACCCAGUACAACACCGAUGAUUCCAUCCGUGGCUUCGCCCACUCCAGCUUCAAGAUGGCCCUGAUGAAGGGUCUGCCCCUGUAUAUGAGCACCAAGAACACCAUUUUGAAGAAGUACGAUGGCCGCUUCAAGGAUAUCUUCCAGGAGAUCUACGAGUCUACCUACAAGAAGGACUUUGACGCCAAGGGCAUCUGGUACGAGCACCGUCUCAUUGACGACAUGGUUGCUCAAAUGAUCAAGAGCGAGGGUGGUUUCGUUAUGGCUCUGAAGAACUACGACGGUGAUGUUCAGUCCGAUAUCGUCGCUCAGGGUUUCGGCUCCCUUGGCCUAAUGACCUCCACUCUGACCACCCCUGAUGGUAACGCCUUCGAGUCCGAGGCCGCCCACGGCACCGUCACUCGUCACUACCGUGAGCACCAGAAGGGCCGCGAGACCUCCACCAACCCCAUUGCCUCGAUCUUCGCCUGGACCCGUGGUCUGGUCCAGCGUGGCAAGCUCGACAACACCCCCGACGUCGUCGCCUUUGCCGAGGAGCUCGAGCGCGCCUGCAUUGACGUCGUCAACGAGGAGGGCAUCAUGACCAAGGAUCUGGCUCUGGCCUGUGGCCGCAAGGAGCGUGAGGCCUGGGUUACCACCAAGGAGUACUUGGCUGCUGUUGAACGCAGACUCAAGUCUAACCUCAAGGCCAGACUCCAACUCGACCCGCAGGCCCUAUGGGUUUCCAUCCCAUUCUAUAAUCUCACCCUUACGCUGGCCAAAAUCUCCAUGAUCCUGCUGUAUAUGCGUCUUUUCGUGGCCACGAACAAGCGCUUCCGCAUCCUUCUCAUCGUCUUUCUCGUCUUCAUAAUCCUUGUCGGUCUAUGGACCAUGUUCAGCGCCUUUCUAAUAUGCCUCCCGGUUCGCGGGUUCUGGGAUCACUCCGUUCCAGCCACAUGUCGGCCUUUCGCGGUAAUUUGGUGUCUCAAUGCUGCGCUGCAGAUCGUAACGGAUCUAGUGGUCGUCACGACCCCGAUACCCACGCUUGCGCGGCUGCGUCUACCAACCAGACAAAAGGUCGCCCUGAUAUUAGUGUUCGCCCUGGGGUUCUUCGUCUGCGCAAUGAGCAUCAUUCGCCUUGUUAAAAUCAUCCAACUCGUCAGCGACACCACCGACUUCUCCGAGCGCAACGGCCCAGCAGCAACCUGGUCCUCCAUCGAGGCCAACGUCGCCAUCAUCUGCACCUGCCUACCGCCCAUACAACCGCUCCUCACCCGCAUCUGCCCGCGCCUGCUCUCUUCGCGCCCGUGCGCCCGCGACAGCCAACGCCAACGUCAACGGGACAAGGAGCUACCCUCUAUCUACUCGUUUCAUCUUCAUAACCCGUUCGCUGUGACGAGUGGGAAUUACUCGGCUAGUGUCACCGGGAAUUGCUCGGUCAAUGGGGAUGAGUUGCAGGAUACGGAUAGGAUCCAGGUUGUUAGGGAGUUGAGGUGGGAUUUGGAUCAUGCGGAUAGAAGAUCCGGGAGUUCGACCGAGGGGGAAAGUUCGAAAAAGCAAAGACGGGACUCGGGGUUUGCUGGGUGA
Aspergillus pseudoviridinutans is the source of this 2109-nucleotide messenger RNA. RefSeq names its product isocitrate dehydrogenase [NADP], mitochondrial precursor. Gene Ontology annotation, cellular component: mitochondrion. Gene Ontology annotation, molecular function: NAD binding; isocitrate dehydrogenase (NADP+) activity; magnesium ion binding. Gene Ontology annotation, biological process: isocitrate metabolic process. The coding region runs from base 1 to 2109 and encodes 702 amino acids. The record is from RefSeq and is a predicted model, not a curated record. The transcript has 11 exons. NCBI's taxonomy places the organism in Eukaryota, Fungi, Ascomycota, Eurotiomycetes, Eurotiales, Aspergillaceae.